Eutrema salsugineum is the source of this 1169-nucleotide messenger RNA. RefSeq lists its product as uncharacterized. NCBI's taxonomy places the organism in Eukaryota, Viridiplantae, Streptophyta, Magnoliopsida, Brassicales, Brassicaceae. The record is from RefSeq and is a predicted model, not a curated record. The transcript has 4 exons. Bases 337 to 1098 code for a protein of 253 amino acids.
AGUAGGAUCAAUUUCUUCCGACAGCAAUAGUCUUCUUCCUGUUUUUUCUCUACGAGUUUCGAAGGAAAUCUCGACAUUGUGAGCUAUUCUUCUCUCUUUGAGCUUCUUCGUGAAGAAAAAAGAAAGCAUUUCGAAAACUAAAGGUCUGCUAAGCUAAAGACAAGGAAAAAUCCGGAUUCAAAAAUGUUUCUUCGAAAUCUGACUCAUAGUUUAUGGAGUUGGAGAGGUGUGAAAGCUUGAUUUGGAGAGUCUUCAGACAUAUUGAAAGAGAAAACUUUUGUAAGCUUGAGGGUGUUUUUUUAGCCAAAGGGUCUUAUCUAGUGGAAUUAGCUAAAGAUGGGUUCGCUCUGUUGUGUUGCUGCCAAGUCAGAUAGAUCAAAUUCUGCAAGUCGUGAUUUUUCGUUUGGCCCGCAUGAACCUUAUUGGAGGACUAAUACAAGUUUCUCUCCACCUUCAUCGAGAUGGGAUGUCCAUGGAUUACUUGACGGUGUUAGCUUUUAUGGAUCUUCCACAUCAUCAAAUGCUAAUGUUCUUCGUAGUCCCGACCUUUCUCAGGCACUUCACUGGACACCUAAUGCUUAUGAAUCUGCAACAAGAAGAGAUCAGAUUCUUAAGCAACUACCGGGUACAUCAAGAAAUAUCGGUAUCGGUGACUCUGAACCAAACCGCAACUUCUCAAGCCGGCGAUUUUUCCUGUCUAAGCCGGUUCAUCCAAUACUGCAUCAUCCAUCUGAUAAUGGUAGAGAAACAACAUCCAAUUCUGCGGAUGCCUGCAGUUGGAGCAGCGGGACAACAAGCAGCAUUGAUUCUGUGGAUAUUCCCGAGCCAGUUCUUGAUUUGGAUCAUAACUCUGCCAAAGCACAACAAGUCGCUUCAAGUACAUAUAAAUGCGGAUUGUGUAACAGACACAUCUCACAGAGAUCUCCUUGGGGAUCUAGGUCCAUCUUAAGAAACCGAGACAUGCCCGUCACAGGAGUGCUUCCAUGUCAACACGUCUUUCACGCAGAAUGUCUUGACCAAUCAACUCCAAAGGCUCAACGCAAUCACCCACCUUGUCCAAUUUGCAGUUCCGUGCGUAGGGGCUUGAGGCGAACUUAAACAACAUAACUCUUUUAUAUACUAAUUUUUAGUGAUGGUUAUGAUAUAAUUUUGAAGACUUUUGAGAUAUU